AUGCACCCCAUUGUUAUAUUAUUCUUGAUUAGUAUUUCUCUUGCAGAAUGUGACAGUAAUCAAUAUCUCAAUAAUAGAGGAGAUUGCUUAGAAUGUGAUGGAGUAUAUCCUGGAUGUAAUAGUUGUGAUUCUACUAAAUGUACUUCUUGUAAACCAGGAUAUAAACAAAUACCAUCACAAGAUGCAGCAGUUAAUUGUGAAUAUUUAGAUGGGUUUACUUCAGAAGAAAAAACAAGUUGUAAUACUGGAUUUAUCCAAAAUUCAAGUUCAUGUGAGUAUUGCUUAAAUUGUGUUACUGGUAGUUGUGAUCCACAAAAUAAAUGUACAAAUUGUUUACCUGAUUAUUUCUUAAAAGAAGGAAAUUGUUAUACUUGUUAUAAAUGUAAAUCAGGAAAAUGUGCCUCUAUUACAGGAUGUACAGAAUGUGAAACAGGAUAUUAUUCCAAAGAUGGAUUUUGUAAUUCUUGUGGAGCUUGUAAGUCUGAUAAAUGUGGUGAUUCUGGUUGUACAGAAUGUGAAGAUGGAUAUUAUUUAAAGGAUGGAUAUUGUACUAGAUGUGAGAAUUGUGAAGGGGAAUGUUCAAAUAGUGAAGGAUGUGCUAUGUGUAAAUUCCAUUAUUAUGAAGAUGAAGGAAUGUGUUUGAGGUGUAGUCUUUCAUGUAAAGAGGGAUGUGAUAAAACAGGAUGUAUUGAUUCAAAUUCUGCAUCUCUUUCUUUUAUUUCAUUGGCGUUGAUUCUCGUUUUUAUCUCCUUCUUUUAA
This is a messenger RNA of Entamoeba histolytica HM-1:IMSS, 759 nucleotides long. RefSeq names its product cysteine-rich surface protein, putative. The record is from RefSeq and is a predicted model, not a curated record. NCBI's taxonomy places the organism in Eukaryota, Evosea, Mastigamoebida, Endamoebidae. The coding region runs from base 1 to 759 and encodes 252 amino acids. The transcript has 4 exons.